Messenger RNA from Suncus etruscus (white-toothed pygmy shrew), 3941 nucleotides. It is a transcript of the gene IQSEC1, whose product is annotated as IQ motif and Sec7 domain ArfGEF 1. The transcript is spliced from 14 exons. Gene Ontology annotation, biological process: actin cytoskeleton organization; regulation of ARF protein signal transduction. Gene Ontology annotation, molecular function: guanyl-nucleotide exchange factor activity; protein binding. Lineage: Eukaryota; Metazoa; Chordata; Mammalia; Eulipotyphla; Soricidae. The coding region runs from base 463 to 3729 and encodes 1088 amino acids. The record is from RefSeq and is a predicted model, not a curated record.
AGGGCGCCUGAUGCUGCCGUUGCCAUGGUGACAAGCGCCUAGGCGAUUGGUCCAGCACGGCCGCACUACGUUGCUCCCGGUGCAUCCUGCAUCCGUCCCUCCUCCGGAUGCUGCGAGAGCAAAGCGGGCUCAGACACCCUCCCACCCAGCCUGUCCCCUCCUCCUCCCCCGCCCCGACACCCCUGAUUUGCAGGCGGGGAUCACAGGUAGCAGCAAGUCGCCCAACCAGGCGACCAUGGUGACUCUCCGGCUCCUAGGUUUAGAAUUGGGGUGAGCCCUGCGUGACCCCAGACACCCUCAGAGCCCACCACCUGCUCCCACCCAGCCUCCCUCGAGGAGUUUUUGCCACCCUCAGGAAUGUGACUGGCUCCCCGAUUGCGUUUCCUCUCCUUCCACUUGUCUCUGGAGCAUCCUCCGUGUCCCCGAGCCUUGCCACAGAGGGAGAGAGCGCAGCUCCGCAGGAUGGCUUGCCGAAGACGUUAUUUCGUCGAGGGCGAGGCCCCCAGCAGUGAAACUGGCACAUCUCUGGACAGCCCCUCGGCCUACCACCAAGGUCCGCUUACAUCCAGCUCCAGUCUGAGCCCCGACCACUACGAUCACCCGGCAGUGGGCGCCUAUGGGCUGUACGGGGGGCCACCGGGCCAGCAGCGUGCCAGGAGGCCCAAGCUGCAACACUCGACCUCCAUCCUACGCAAGCAGGCUGAGGAGGAAGCCAUCAAGCGCUCCCGCUCACUAUCUGAGAGCUAUGAGCUCUCCUCCGACCUGCAGGACAAGCAGGUGGAAAUGCUAGAACGGAAGUAUGGGGGACGCCUGGUGACCCGCCAUGCGGCCCGCACCAUCCAGACGGCCUUCCGCCAGUACCAGAUGAACAAGAACUUCGAGCGCCUGCGCAGCUCCAUGUCGGAGAACCGCAUGUCACGCCGCAUCGUGCUGUCCAACAUGAGAAUGCAGUUCUCCUUCGAGGGGCCCGAGAAGGUGCACAGCUCCUACUUCGAGGGCAAGCAACUCUCUGUGAGUGACGACGGCACCCCACUGGGGGCCCUGGUGCCGCCUGAAUGUGGGGACCUGGGCCAGCCCCCGGCCCUCCCGGCUCCUGCCCCAGCCGGCGGCGACUUUUCUGAUGCCAUCACUGAACUGGAGGACGCCUUCUCGCGGCAGGUGAAGUCGCUGGCUGAGUCCAUCGACGACGCCCUCAACUGCCGCAGCCUACAUGCCGAGGAGCCAGGGGUGGCCCCCGAUGCCUCCGAGCCCAAGCCGGCCCUGCACGGCAUGGACCCACGCCGGCUGGACGAGAUGACAGCCUCCUACAGUGAUGUCACCCUGUACAUCGAUGAGGAAGAGCUGUCACCGCCCUUGCCCCUAGCACAGGCCGCCCACCGGCCAGGGAGCGCUGAAGCUGACCUGCGCCUGCGGGCAGGGGGUGCCGUGCAGGACUACUGGGCGCUGGCCCGCAAGGACGACAAGGGGGACACGGACCUGAGCUGCCGGAGCACGCCGUCGCUGGAGCGGCAGGAGCAACGGCGUCGGCGAGCGGAGCACCUCCCGCUGCUCACGAUUGAGCCGCCCAGUGACAGCUCCGUGGACCUCAGUGACCGCUCGGACCGUGGCUCGCUCAAGAGGCCGAGCGCCUAUGAGCGUGGCCCCCAGGGCAGCCCCAAGCACGGUCCCCCACAGAAGGGCCUUCCCCGGGAGGAGCCCGAGUUGCGGCCCCGGCCCUCCCGGCCCCUGGACAGUCACCUGGCCAUCAAUGGCUCGGCCAACAGACAGAGCAAGUCCGAGUCGGACUACUCCGAUGGGGACAACGACAGCAUCAACAGUACCUCCAACUCCAAUGACACCAUCAACUGCAGCUCCGAGUCCUCCUCUCGCGACAGCCUGCGGGAGCAGACGCUCAGCAAACAGACCUACCACAAGGAGACCCGCAACAGUUGGGACUCGCCUGCCUUCAGCAAUGAUGUCAUCCGCAAGCGGCACUACCGCAUUGGCCUCAACCUCUUCAACAAGAAGCCUGAGAAGGGCAUCCAGUACCUCAUCGAGCGCGGCUUUGUGCCCGACACACCUGUGGGGGUGGCCCACUUCCUGCUGCAGCGCAAGGGCCUCAGCCGGCAGAUGAUCGGAGAGUUUUUGGGCAACCGGCAGAAGCAGUUCAACCGCGAUGUCCUUGAUUGCGUGGUGGACGAGAUGGACUUCUCCACCAUGGAACUGGACGAGGCGCUACGCAAGUUCCAAGCACACAUCCGGGUGCAGGGGGAGGCGCAGAAGGUGGAGCGGCUCAUCGAGGCCUUCAGCCAGCGCUACUGUAUCUGCAACCCCGGGGUGGUGCGGCAGUUCCGGAACCCCGACACCAUCUUCAUCCUGGCCUUCGCUAUCAUCCUACUCAACACGGACAUGUACAGCCCCAACGUCAAGCCGGAGCGCAAGAUGAAGCUGGAAGAUUUUGUCAAGAACCUUCGAGGAGUGGAUGAUGGCGAGGACAUUCCCCGUGAGAUGCUGGUCGGGAUCUACGAGCGGAUCCGCAAGAGGGAGCUGAAGACCAAUGAGGACCAUGUGUCGCAGGUGCAGAAGGUGGAAAAGCUCAUUGUGGGCAAGAAGCCGAUCGGAUCCCUGCACCACGGCCUGGGCUGUGUAUUAUCUCUUCCACACCGGCGACUGGUCUGUUACUGCCGGCUCUUCGAGGUCCCCGACCCCAACAAGCCCCAGAAGCUGGGGCUGCACCAGCGAGAGAUCUUCCUGUUCAAUGACCUUCUGGUGGUCACCAAGAUCUUCCAGAAAAAGAAGAACUCGGUAACAUACAGCUUCCGGCAGUCCUUCUCCCUGUACGGCAUGCAGGUCCUGCUCUUCGAGAACCAGUACUACCCCAAUGGCAUCCGGCUCACCUCGGCCAUCCCUGGAGCAGACAUCAAAGUGUUGAUCAACUUCAACGCCCCCAACCCACAGGACCGGAAAAAAUUCACCGAUGACCUACGAGAGUCCAUCGCCGAAGUGCAGGAGAUGGAGAAGCACAGGAUAGAAUCGGAGCUGGAGAAGCAGAAGGGUGUGGUGCGGCCCAGCACGGCGCAGUGCUCCAGCCUGAGGAAGGAGCCGGGCAGCAGCGCGCUGAGCCGGGCCUGCCUUGACGACAGCUACGCCAGCAGCGAGGGCCUCAAGCGUAGUGCCCUCAGCAGCUCCCUGCGGGACCUCUCAGAAGCGGGGAAGCGAGGGCGGCGCAGCAGUGCGGGAUCCCUAGAGAGCACUGUGGAAGGGUCCAUCAUUAGCAGUCCUCAUAUGCGCCGGAGAGCUACAUCAACCCGAGAAUGUCCAUCUCGCCCACACCAGACUAUGCCCAACUCCUCCUCCCUCCUGGGUUCCUUUUUCGGGAGUAAGCGGGGGAAGCUCCCUUCCCAGGCCCACCCGGCCUCGGCUCCUUCUCAGCCGCCCCCUCACCUGGGGCCCACCGAGGGCCCACCCCCGGCACUGGUGCACGGGCACCAUGCCCAGUACUGCCACAUGCAGAACCCACCGCCCUACCAUCACCACCACCACUAUCACCCGCCCCAGCAUGUCCCACACGCACAUCAGUACCACCACGGCCCCCACGGUGGGCAUCCCCCUUACGGGGCCUAUGCGCACAGCCACCCACCCCACGCCGGCCACGGAGGCCACGCGGCGCAUCACCACGGACAGCCACCCGCCCCGCCGCCCCCCACCAGCAGCAAGGCCAGACCCAGUGGCAUCAGCACAAUCGUGUAGGCAGCCCGGGGCGGGGUCCCCGACUCCGCAGAACAACGGCACACCCAUACUACACGGGGCACCCGCCUGAGUCCAGACAUCCAGGGAACACUUAUUUUCAGCUCACUCUGUGCUCCCCCAGGUCCGGAUGGAGCCCCCCCCCCUUUGACCUCCAGCUCACUGGGCUUGGUCAAGGGAACAAGGUUCCCCCCAUGAGUCCAGGCCCCCCUCAG